Molecule: messenger RNA, 4076 nt
Organism: Metopolophium dirhodum (rose-grain aphid)
Lineage: Eukaryota; Metazoa; Arthropoda; Insecta; Hemiptera; Aphididae
Product: cysteine and histidine-rich domain-containing protein morgana-like
Exons: 6
Coding region: 2936-3421 (161 amino acids)
Source: RefSeq, a predicted model, not a curated record
UUGAUUAAUCCAUUCAAACUAAUUAGUUAGUACAAUAGUAUUCAUUGGACAAAUAUAUAAAGCAAUUACUAUAUAUUUUACCUACUUGGUUCCUUCAAUACUGUUAUAAAUCAUUUUUACUGUAAGUCUAUACUUUAUAGUGGCAAAGUUGCUACUUAUACAAUUGAUAAAAAGUCGAUAGCGUACAUCGAUAGUAGUACAGAGUACUUAUGUGAUUCCCCUGUUAAUUCAAUGUAGAUAUUCAACUGUUUGAUAAUAAUUAUAAAAAACUUUGGAAAGUGGGUGUCACCCUGCUGUACAGUAGGUUACAAGUAGGUUACUGUAAUGGAUGGUGUUAAAUUUUAAUUCAAUAAUAAAAAUAUCAUUGUAUAAGAAAAACGAUUCUGAGGGAUGAUAUACUAAAUAGGUAUAUUUGAUGAUAUUAUUGAGAAAAAAAGUAAUUUAUGUAUGAGCUAUUUACAUGGAACCUUGUUUUAAAGUUUCAAUCGUUGAGCUAUACAAUUUGAACAUUUUAUACAUUUUUAACUACAAAAUAAUUAUUAUUAAAUUUUAAAUUUGAUAAAUGUUGUCAAAAAUCAAACUUUAAAUGCUCAUAAAAAAAUUGUGCCUAUGAAUUUUUAAUAUUUUUCAACCACUAUUGAACAAAUAUAUUAGGAGAAUCGCAUUAAAUUUUCACAUAUUUUUAACCAACAAAUAAAAUUUUAUUGAUUAUUAUUGAAAAAAAAAACUAAAAAAAUUGAAAUUUGAAAAUGUCCGUAAACAGCUCAAAACAACUAAAAAUAUUUCGGAAAUUGUAUGGUGUAUAUAGAAUGAGAAUUUCAACAUUCAGUCAAAUUUUCAAGUAUUUACAGUUAUUUGUUUAAGAAUUACAAUGAAAUAACAAAAUUGCUACAUGACAAAUCGAGUGAAUAUCCAAUGUGUUAAAAUAUGAACUUUAAACGCUCUUAAAAAUUUAAAUUGACUUUCUGGUAGAGAUUUUUGUGUUGAUAAAGGUAGAAAAAGUUAUAAGAAAUUUUGUAUUCAAUUUUUAAAACUCAGAUUUAAAAAGAAAAAUUUUUAUUGAUUUCCAACUCAAAAUAAUUUGCACAUUUUUGUGAUUUUUACAUGUUUUUUCAACAUUUGGACUUUAAAUGUUAAUAAAAAAAUAGCUGUAUCUAUGCAUUUUUAAUAUUUUUCAACUGCCAGGGUUAAAAUAUAUUAAAAGCCUUGUAUUAAAUUUUCAUGCUAUUUUACCCCACAGAUAUAAUUUUAUUGACAUUCAUAGAAAAAAAAGAUGGGCAAGUUGGUGUCGCUCUGAUGUACAGAAGUUUACCAGCUGAUCACUGUAAUGGAUGGUGUUAAAUUUAAAUUCAAUGAUAUAAUAUGAUUGUAUAAGAUAAAUAAUAAUCCUUUUUUAAUGAGAAUCAACCAACUUUCUAGCUAUCAUAGUUUAGGAGAAAAGUUAAAAAAUAGAUAUUUUGGGACUGUUCACGCCGACGUUUUUAUGAAUUCAAGUAGUUAUACCGCUUGAGUGUGAUAUCAAAUCCCUCUCAUUAAUAUUUUAUAUUAUAACUAGCUACAUUACCAACCUACUUAUCAUUACUGAGUUACAUGUUUAUUAUUUUCCUAUUUAACACAAAUUCUUGAAGUUUUCAAAAUUGAGACUUUUUUCAUUUCAAUACCAUACUUACUUGAUUAAAAAUCAAGAAAGUAAAAACGAUUCUGAGCGAAAACGUUCAGUCAGCCUAUGAUAUUACUAAGUAUAUUUUAUGAUAUUAUUGUGAAUAAUUUAAUUAAUAUAUUUACCUAUUUAUGAGGAACCUUGUUUUAAAUUUUCAAUCCUUUAGCUAUAAAAUUUGAACAUUUUAUAAAUUUUUAACUACAAAAUAAUUAUUAAGUUUUAAAUUUGAUAAAUUUUGUCAAAAAUUGAACUUUAAAUGCUCAUAAAAAAAAAUUUUGCAUAUAUAUUUUUAAUAUUUUUCAACUUCUAUUGUAAAAAUAUAUCAGGAGCCUUGCAUUACAUUUGCACGCUCAUUUACACAACAAAUACAAUUUUAUUGAUAUUUAUAGAAAAAAAACUAAAAAAAAUUGAUAACUGACAAUUUCCAUAAGCUGACCAAAAAGAAUCAAAACAUUUUUAAUUUUUUUGGUGUAUAGAAAAUGAAAAUAUAAACAUUCAGUUAAAUUUUCAUGUAUCUACAGUUAUCCGUUUUUGAAUAACAAUAAAAUAACAAAACCGCUAAAUGAAAAAUUGAGUGAAUAUCCAAUAUUGUAAAAAUUUUAAUUUAAAACGCUCAUAAAUAUUAAAUUUUAUUAGCUUGUAGAAAUUUUUUUUUGAUAAAGGUAGCCAACUAAUGAGGGAUCUUGUAUUACAUUUUCAAAUCUUUGAUUAAAACAGAAUAAUUGUGUUUGGAUCUCAUGGUUUUCUUAUCAUUUUAAAUUCAAUGCUGUUAUCUAUUGUUAAUUUUACACUCGUGAAUUCUUGGCGAUCGGAAGUAUCUGAUAUUUAUUUGUUGUUUUCAUUAAAUUCCGUGGUUAAUAUGGAAAACUGUCGAAUGGAAACGGACGCUCACUUGAUGUCGCAAGCACAACAUUAUGCACAAGCUCAAUAUGUUACAAUACAAAGAACAUUAGACGGACGGUUACAGAUUCUUGCGUGUAUCAUCCAGGUAACCUUUUUUUUCAUAACGCCUACAUGGGAUGGUCGUGCUGUAAAAAUGAAUCUACCAAUUUUACUGAAUUUCUUAAUAUAAAGAGCUGCACAAAGGGUUGCCACAGCAGUAAAAAGCCAUAAGAGCCCGAAAAUCGUUACCUAGACCAUCAGUUAAUUUGCCAUUGAUAAAUAUUAAUCCGGCCAUUUCCUCUACUAACUUACAACAAAGGACGGCUACUUCUUAAAACAAUUCCAAUUGAAAUAGUUUAACAGAUAUUUCAAUUGGUUAUAUGUGUAAAAACAAUGGAUGCAAACAGCUAUGAAGGUGCUGAGAUUAUUUCUUGUGAUCAUCAUCCCAGUACACUUAUAUUCCAUGAGGGUAUGAAAUAUUGGUCCCGUUGUAAAAAAAAGAUGUCAGAUUUCCAUGCAUUUUCAGAACAAAUUGGAUGUUUUCAAAGAAAACAUUGUUGGAUUAACGACUGGCAUCAGAGUGGACCUUGGGUCGUAAUAUCAAUCUUUGCCAAGAAAUAUGACCCAAACAAUUCUUUUGUGAAAUUGUCUCCAGUAAAACUGUCUGUGGAACUAUACUCUCCGUUUGACAAUUAUGUGUUUUCUAAAAACAUGGAACUUUAUGGAAUUGUCGACGUGAAUGCAAGUUGUGUGUCCAUGUUGCCUAUAAAAGUCGAAAUAAAACUUAAAAAACAGAAGCAGUGUCAUGGGGUGUAUUGGAAUAUCGAAAGCGUAAACUUUAAAAUGUUACAAAAUAAACUUUUAAUUCAGAACAAAUGAUAAACAAAAAAUUCAAAUGUCUUUGUUGAAAGUGUUGACUUUGGUGUAUUUAAAUAUAUAGUAGUUUAAGUAUUGAAUAUUUCCCAAUGUAAACCAAAUCAUAGAUAUACAACAUAUUCAUCACUUAACUAUUUAGCCAAAAACAUUUAAACGAGAACAAAAAUUCUAGGUACCAAAUUUACCAUUUCAUUAUAAAUAAUAACAUAAUAUAUAACCUAUCAAAAUUCAUUGAUUUUAUAUUUUCAAUUUAAUUUCUUUGAGAUGAUGAACUAAUGACAUUUAAAGUUAUAUGGAUAGUAAAAAUAAACUGAUAUCACACAAAUAAACUAUUUAAAAAUAAUUCACGAUUAUGUAAAUUUAAAACAGGUUAUAUUAUACUAAUAUAGAAAUUUAAGUCCUAUAAAUCUUUUAUAUAUUCUCCUUUUCGCCCUUAGAACGUAUCUUAUAUAGAUACCAUUCCCAUAGUCCAUUGUUCAUAAACAACACAUAUACUAAAAUAGUAAAUAGAAUAAAUAGAUACGUAUCAUUAACCAUCUCACUUUAAGCAUAUUAUUGGUGAUAAUAUUAACUAUAAAAUGUAAAAAAUACUAAAAACCAAUUUAACUCAAGUUAAAUUGUUGUAAAAGUUAGGUAAUAAGUUUUUAUUUUGUUUAAA